Opisthocomus hoazin is the source of this 1602-nucleotide messenger RNA. NCBI's taxonomy places the organism in Eukaryota, Metazoa, Chordata, Aves, Opisthocomiformes, Opisthocomidae. The record is from RefSeq and is a predicted model, not a curated record.
CUAACAAGCAAGAUGUCUACUAAUGAGAAUGCCAAUGUAGCAGCAGCUCGCUUGAACAGAUUCAAGAACAAAGGAAAGGAUACUACAGAAAUGAGAAGGCGGCGUAUUGAAGUCAAUGUAGAGCUGAGGAAAGCUAAGAAAGAUGACCAGAUGCUUAAAAGAAGAAAUGUUAGCACUCUACCAGAUGAUGCGACUUCUCCGCUUCAGGAAAACAGGAGCAAUCAGGUUUCAGCACACUGGUCAGUUGAAGAAAUAGUCAGAGGAGUUAAUAGUAAUAAUAUGGAGCUUCAGCUACAGGCUACUCAAGCUGCCAGGAAACUCCUCUCAAGAGAGAAGCAGCCCCCCAUAGACAACAUAAUUCGUGCUGGUUUGAUUCCAAAGUUUGUCUCCUUCUUGGGUAGAGCAGACUGUAGUCCUAUUCAGUUUGAGUCUGCCUGGGCGCUUACCAACAUUGCUUCUGGCACAUCAGAACAAACAAGGGCUGUAGUAGAUGGAGGGGCUAUUCCAGCCUUUAUUUCACUGCUGGCCUCUCCCCAUACUCACAUCAGUGAACAGGCUGUGUGGGCAUUAGGAAACAUUGCAGGGGAUGGCUCUACCUAUAGAGACCUGGUUAUUAAAUUUGGUGCAAUUGAGCCACUGCUGAGUCUACUAGCAGUUCCUGAUCUCUCUUCUCUGGCUUCUGGAUAUUUACGCAAUGUUACCUGGACCCUCUCAAACCUAUGUCGUAAUAAGAAUCCUGCACCGCCCAUAGGAGCUAUUGAGCAGAUUCUUCCAACUCUCGUUCGCCUCCUACAUCAUGACGAUCGUGAGGUGUUAGCAGACACAUGCUGGGCACUCUCCUAUCUAACAGAUGGUUCCAAUGACAGGAUAGAAGUUGUAGUGAAAACUGGAUUGGUGCCACAACUUGUGAAACUCCUGGGAUGUAGUGAACUGCCAAUAAUGACUCCUUCAUUAAGAGCCAUAGGAAAUAUUGUCACUGGUACUGAUGAGCAGACGCAGAUUGUUAUCGAGUCGGGAGCACUAUCCGUCUUCCCAAGUCUCCUUUCUCAUCACAAAAACAACAUUCAGAAAGAAGCAGCAUGGACAAUGUCCAACAUCACUGCUGGGCGACAGGACCAGAUUCAGCAAGUUGUAGACCAUGGUCUGGUACCUUAUCUCAUUGGUAUUCUGAGGAAGGGGGAUUUCAAAUCUCAAAAGGAAGCUGUGUGGGCUGUGACUAACUACACAAGUGGUGGAACAAUUGACCAGAUCGUGUAUCUCGUUCAGGCGGGUGUUGUUGAACCCCUACUGAAUCUCCUCUCGGCUAAAGACAGCAAAACUGUGCUAGUUAUUCUGGAUGCUGUUUCUAAUAUCUUCUUGGCUGCUGAGAAGAUUAAUGAGACUGAAAAACUGUGUCUCAUGAUUGAGGAGUGCGGGGGUCUAGACAAAAUUGAAGCUCUUCAGUCACAUGAAAACGAACAAGUGUACAAAGCCUCAUCCACCCUGAUUGAGAAAUACUUCUCGGCAGAAGAGGAAGAAGACCAAAAUGUUGUGCCAGAAUCUACUGCUGCCAGCUACACUUUCCACAUUCAGGGCAAUACUCCAGAUACUUUCAACUUCUAG